Molecule: messenger RNA, 2618 nt
Organism: Vollenhovia emeryi
Lineage: Eukaryota; Metazoa; Arthropoda; Insecta; Hymenoptera; Formicidae
Product: sex-determining region Y protein-like
Exons: 3
Coding region: 787-1749 (320 amino acids)
Biological process (GO): regulation of DNA-templated transcription; anatomical structure morphogenesis; cell differentiation
Molecular function (GO): RNA polymerase II cis-regulatory region sequence-specific DNA binding; DNA-binding transcription factor activity, RNA polymerase II-specific
Source: RefSeq, a predicted model, not a curated record
CAGUCGCGGGACAAUGAGUCAGCUGUCAGGCACGCAAGGCAGCUCUCAGUAUAAUUCAGCAUCUGGUACUAAGUCAACCGAACUCGCGAUGAGCCCGAAUAUCGAAGUACAGACAGGAGGAAGAGGUGUAGCGUUUGGCCACUGCACAGUGUCUUGGUGAUGGAACAAUAAUCAAGAAAAAGCUGAUCUACUAUCGUUUCCAAUAAUUUUAACAAGUGAAGAAAAUAUCGGUUUCACUACGGUGUAUUGACGAAAAUUGAAAACAAAAAAUUAUGAAUUUCCUGAUGGUAUAUUGUGUCCCGUGGAAUUGAGAAAUCCAGUUAAGAAGAGAAGAAACGGAAACACUGCAUUUUCGACGAAGCAACCAGGAAGAGUCACGCAGCCGAAGAUUAUUCUCCUGAAUAUGUGCAAUACUGAACGAAGAAAAAAUUAACAAGUAAGACGAUACUAAUCUGUGAUAUGAUUCGAGUUAUUUGAAGAAAAUUGUCUUGUUAAAUUUUAAUUCUAUUUAAAAUUGAUUGCUUUAAGAAGAAACCUCUUGGAUAUUAAGUAACAUUAGCCAGUUAGUGCGAGAAAGUGAGUUUGGACGUACUGUAAAUAAAUUGAAAACGACCGGCUCGUAAAUUGAAAUAUCCAUAUCUAGCGAACUGUGAAUUUCGCAUACCGAUACGUUGUCGGUAGGCGAUCGAUUGUACUGUAUAGAUUCAGUGAGCGUCUGUUUGUAAACAGCUGUAUCGACCAAUCGUUUAAGAUCUAUUCGUUAGAGACGAUUUGUGUCGACUGGAGAUGACUAAGUAUAUAUUAAAUCAGCAACAAAUACCGUACAAUCCAUGUUCGGCAUUCAGUUCAAAUUCAGACGCUGGCCAGAAUUACGGAUUAGACUUGUUCUCGUCUCAUAUACACUCGAUGUAUUAUCCGUAUUCCAAUAAAACGUCAUCCGAUGUCAUGGAUGACACGAGUGGUACCAGGCGACCGACACCUGCACCGCGGGAAGAACACAUUAAGAGGCCCAUGAAUGCGUUUAUGGUGUGGGCCCGUCAGAAACGGAAGGAGAUCUCGCAGGAGCACCCGAAGAUGCACAAUUCGGAGAUCUCGAAGAUGCUCGGCACGAUGUGGAAGGAACUCAGCCAGGAGGACAAAGUUCCUUACCUCGAGCAGGCCAAGUGUCUGCGCAGCCAGCAUCAGAAGGACUAUCCGAAUUACAAGUAUCGACCACGAAGAAAGCCCAAGGUGAUGUCGGCCUCGACGGAUCAGUCUAUGUACAUGAUUCCGAGACACGGCAGCAACUUCUCGCUAUCGUCGGUUUACGCUACGCAGCUCGUCAAUCCUUCUGCCAUGGUCUACAAUCCGUAUCACGGGUCCGUCCAUUUUAAGGCGAUGAGCCCGAGCGCAUCGUCCACGGUGCCGUCGACGGUCUCCACUGACAACGGCAACAACAACGCGUCCUUGGACGUCAACAACUUGUAUCACCUCUAUUCAAUGUCAUCGACGGUUGGUAAUCCAACGACAUUGGCGCAACGUCACCUGAACUCGCUCUUCCCAACCGGCCAUCCUACAUUGGGAACCAACAGUCUCCAUUCCCAACUGAUGCUUCCUUCCGCGCCUGGGUCUGCCGCGAGCAGGACCAACGUUAACACUUACGAUACCAACGAAUCGAUGCCAUCCACUGGGUUACUGACACCCUCCACAUUGGAUCCCGACUGGUUUCACAGAUAUGAUUCGGAACAACGAAAUGUGAAUAGCAUGUAAAUAGCAAUUUUGAGAGAGAUUAAUUAGACCAUGUCCACUUUACCAGAAAAACUUUAUUUAGGCGGCGUUUUCACGAUAGAAUUGCCAUCAUUACAAGAUAUGAUGCGAGCUAUCAUGUACCUGCGAUAAGCAAUAUUUGGUAGUACGGUUAUUGAACUUACGAAUUAUAAAGAGGUACAACUAUACAAACACGAAAAUUAAAACACAAAAUUAUUUCAAUCUAAUACGACGUCGGUCGUAUUGUAUCUUCUCAUAACGAUAUAGUACACAUAUUUGUACAAAACAAUAUAUUUUUAAUUCUCGAUUUAUUAAAAAUUAUACGAUCGAUCAACAAACAUGAUAAUAAUUGUAUAUACUUAUAUUUAAUAAGUAUUUAAUGUGUUGUAUAAAUACAGCAUAUAUAAAGGGUGGAUAAGGUAUGUUAAACUGAACAGAAAAUAGAGUUUUUACUGUAUUGCGAUUAUGCCAAUAAAUAGUAAGAAAUUAAUUAGUAAAAACUCGCCAAUCAGCACGCGACCGCGCGAUUCAGCAAGAAAAGAUAGCCACGGAGGUCCAGUAUCACGCGUUACCGAACGCUUCUCCCCAUGCCUCGCCGCGUGUGUAGCAACCAUAAACGCUGACCUCUUGUCACUGAAUUACGCGAAUGCUCACUUAUUUGAAGAUCUUUAUCAAUUAACAAUAACAAGAGAGCAAUUAAUUAAGUAAUUAAUUUUUCAUUUGUUAUUACAGCAGUAAAGGUUUUUCCUAUUCAGCUUAUAACCCGUUCUAUUCGCCCUCGACAGAUAGUAUGGUGAUUAUCAGAUAUGUGUACAUACAAAAAUAGAUAUAAAAUAGAUUUGUGUACAUAUAUACAUUUGAAAUACAUGUAU